Molecule: messenger RNA, 840 nt
Organism: Rotaria sordida
Lineage: Eukaryota; Metazoa; Rotifera; Eurotatoria; Philodinida; Philodinidae
Source: the annotation of a GenBank genome assembly
AUGAAUUUUCUUCUAAUAACCAUUUUCAUUUCAUUAUUGAUCUAUUCUAUUGAAGCUGGCCAAUAUGAAGUACAUAAUCGGCCAAAUUAUUUAUCAUUAAAUUCAAACAAAAAUGAUGAAAAUUCAAAUCAAUUAACAGUAUCAAAUUUUGCUAAUAAUUUUGCAACGAUUUUAGGUUUAUCAUCGGAUCAGACAGAAAAACAAGAAGAACCUAUGUUUUAUUCAACACGUCCACUUGAAAUUCCAUCAUCAACAUGGCUAAUUCAUAUUGAAGGACUUGAUCGAUUAUCUGAUACUGGUACUCCAUUGGAAGAUAACUGUGAAUUUGAUAUUAAUUCACUUCAAUCAAAGUUAAAUCAAAUUGGUAAUUAUGAUAUUUUAAGUACUGGAUCAAUUGUAAUCAGUUCGAAAUCAGAUUUGGAUAAUCUUGAACAAAUACUUAAAGAUCAAAUAUCACGAUUGAAUGAAAAAGCAUCAGUUAACUAUAUUGUCAUUGUUUGUGAUGAUUGUCAAAAUGAUAAUGCAGUUCAACAAUUACAAAAUCAAUUAAAGACAGCCAUUGAUAAAAUUAUUGCAAAUGAUCCUCAAACAUUAGCUAUGACAUUAGCAACAAAACAAAGUGCACGUAUACGUCGAGCACGACAAACUGAAGAAAGUGCAAAUGUAACAAUUGCACCAAUGUAUUCAGAUGACUAUCCAGUAAUGUUUAAUUUAUUUUUUUGGACAUCAUUGGUUUUAGCAUUAAUUGUCAUAAGUAUAGUUUAUGUAUUCUUAACAUUAGAUCCAGGAGCGGAUACAAUUAUUUAUCGUAUGACAGCACCAAGAUUAAAAGUUGAUUAA